AUGAACUGCAUUUCCACUGAGCUCCACGUGAACAGCUAUUUCCAGCAUCAAGCUUUGGCUCCCGGAAGACCUACAAAAUUUACACCGGAGCGCCUCCCGAGUUUACGAAAUAGAACGCCCAUCCGUUCAAUUUUGGCAUUCGGUUUUGUGGUGAAACAAUGCCCAUAA
Messenger RNA from Laccaria bicolor S238N-H82, 168 nucleotides. RefSeq lists its product as uncharacterized. Bases 1 to 168 code for a protein of 55 amino acids. Lineage: Eukaryota; Fungi; Basidiomycota; Agaricomycetes; Agaricales; Hydnangiaceae. The transcript is spliced from 2 exons. The record is from RefSeq and is a predicted model, not a curated record.